GUCUUCAGUAUUACAUCAAAACGGCAGAGCCUUAACCUGAACACUUCAGCUAUUUUGUCGUACAGAUUUUUUAUUGCCAUUAAAGGUUGCAUGAAUCUCAUUUACCUUCAAAAUGUUGGCAAACAUUAUGAAAGAUCAAAUGGAAAUAAUAAAAACAAGAGUUUGUGUGAUCGGAGCUGGUGCGGCUGGAUUAUGUGCUGCUAGACAUUUAGCACAAAACUCAAAACAAUUUAUUUUUCAAGUCUUUGAGAAAGCGUCGGAUGUUGGAGGUACGUGGGUUUAUACGGAUAAAAUUGGUUUUGAGAACAAUGGUCUUCCCAUUCACACUAGCAUGUAUAAAAACCUCAGGACUAAUUUGCCAAAAGAAAUUAUGCAUUUCCCGGAUUUUCAAGAAAUUAAAGGAAAUAAUGAAAGCUGCGUACCUCAUGACGUUAUUUUGGAUUACCUAAAAAAUUAUACAGAACACUUUAAACUACGUGAAUUUAUACAAUUUAAUACAGAAGUACUAUUUAUUACACCAAAAAUAUUUACAAAUGAUUUUCUAUUGCAAAAUUGGAAAGUAAAAGUGAAAAAUCUUAUAUCUUCAGAAUUGAAGGAAUAUAUAUUUGAUGCAGUAAUGAUUUGCAACGGGCAUUAUUUUGAUCCAAUCAUUCCACAUAUUUCCGGCAUAAAUAAUUUUUGUGGGCAAGUACUUCAUAGUCAUAAUUACAGGUAUCCAGAAAAUUAUACGGAUCAAACAGUAAUUAUACUAGGAGCAUCAAGUUCUGGCAUUGAUAUUGCAUUUGAUUUAUCCGAAAAAUCAUCUCGUAUUUUCUUAAGUCACAAUAUGAAUAGGUUAUUAAAUUUAAAUGAUGAUUCUUCAAAAAUUACGGAAGUUGUUGGCAUUGAUAAAUUCGAGAAUGAAAAAUUUGUUUUGAAAGAUGGUUCGACUGUGAAAGCAGAUAUUCUCAUAUAUUGCACAGGUUAUCAUUACAAGUAUGCAUUUAUGGAUAAAAAUUGCAAAAUUAAAGUCGAUGAAAAUUAUGUUACACCGCUUUAUAAACAUUUGAUCAACAUUGAACAUCCAACAAUGUGUUUCAUUGGCAUUCCCACACACGUUAUUCCUUUUCCAAUGUUUCACAUGCAGGUGCAGUAUUUUCUAUCUCUCCUGAAAGGUAAAGCUCAGCUACCCAAUAUGUCAAAGAUGCUGGAUGACUCAAAGUUAAAAUCGUUUAAGAAAAAUCACGCGCACAAAUUAGGAUUUGAUCAGUGGGCAUAUAAUGACUAUUUGGCAAAAGCUGGUGGCUUUGAAAAUCUUCCUGCAUUUUAUAAAUUAGGUUUUAAAAUCUGGUCUGAACACAGAAAACGAAACAUCGAUCACUACAAACAUUUCAAUCUUGUUCCAUCAGAUGACUAUGAAUUAUUCAGAAUCGUUGAUAAUCAACAAACUAGCAGUUAUUGAUUCGUUAACAUUUAAAAAUCUUAAUAAAAUUAUAAUUAAAAUUAUUUUCCAAUAAAUAAUAUUUAACCGCUUAACAAUUUCAAUUCGGUUACUUUAACAUACCAAAAGUUUUCUACACACGCAUUUAUGGUGACGCAUGAAUCAGCAAGUCAAUAUUUUUUAAAUUGCAGAUAAAUUGUAAAUUUAUUUUAAAUAAAAGAUUUUUCGGAACUCAAAUACUUUGAAAUGUAUUCAAUGACAAUCAGGCGGAACAUAAUGGCAGUGAUAAGACAAAUUAAUUCAGUUAGUU
This is a messenger RNA of Ceratosolen solmsi marchali, 1730 nucleotides long. Its product is annotated as flavin-containing monooxygenase FMO GS-OX-like 4. Bases 113 to 1441 code for a protein of 442 amino acids. NCBI's taxonomy places the organism in Eukaryota, Metazoa, Arthropoda, Insecta, Hymenoptera, Agaonidae. The record is from RefSeq and is a predicted model, not a curated record. Gene Ontology annotation, molecular function: NADP binding; flavin adenine dinucleotide binding; N,N-dimethylaniline monooxygenase activity. The transcript has 6 exons.